This is a messenger RNA of Camelus dromedarius (Arabian camel), 757 nucleotides long. It is a transcript of the gene PPP1R17, whose product is annotated as protein phosphatase 1 regulatory subunit 17. The record is from RefSeq and is a predicted model, not a curated record. Gene Ontology annotation, biological process: regulation of phosphatase activity. Gene Ontology annotation, molecular function: protein serine/threonine phosphatase inhibitor activity. Bases 99 to 566 code for a protein of 155 amino acids. Lineage: Eukaryota; Metazoa; Chordata; Mammalia; Artiodactyla; Camelidae. The transcript is spliced from 5 exons.
GCUUCAGGGAGGAAGCGCUUCCUCCAUCACUCGCCUUCUCAUCUCGGCACCUGCACUGACUGUGCUGGAGAAGAAAUCCACACAGCAGCCCUCCUUUGAUGAUGUCCACUGAGCAAAUGCAGCCACUCGAGCUCUCCGAAGACAGACUGGACAAGCUCAACCCUCGUUGUGGCCACUUGGAUGAUCUUUCAGACCAGUUUAUUAAGGACUGUGAGCUCAAAAAGAAGCCAAGAAAAGGCAAAAAUGCACAAGUCGCCCUGAAUGUUGAGUCAGACCAGAAAAAACCAAGAAGGAAAGAUACACCGGCCCUGCACAUCCCGCCUUUCAUACCAGGUGUGUUCUCAGAACAUUUAAUUGAAAGAUAUGAUGUCCAAGAGAGACAUCCAAAGGGCAAAAUGAGUCCAGCUCUUCAUAACACUGACCUGGAACAGAAAAAGCCAAGGAGAAAAGACACACCUGCCCUGCACGUGUCCCCCUUCGCAGCAGGUGUGACACUGCUCAGGGACGAGCAACCCAAAGUGAUCAUGGAAGAUGAUGAAAAGGAUGGUGACAAGAUAGCUAUUUAAAGAUAUUUCCCCCGAGACCACUUGUAAAAUAGGUUAGAUUGGUUCCCUAUGGUGACCUAGAAAAAAUAGAGUUGUUUCUGCUCUCAUUUUGUCAUAGUCUGCCUUUAAGACCCAGACACCUUUUCCCCAGGAGGCAUCCUCUAUCAGAUUGCCAGUCACCUCUUUGUCUCUCUCUUCUCCCUUGAAUCUGG